CUCUAUACUACUUAGUUAUUUUUUUUCAAAAUUUUAAACAAAUAUUUUUUAAUCAACACAGGAUAAUUGUUUUCAGUCUCAACUUUUACUAAAAUCUUUUGAAUUUAAAUCAAAAUAUGAUUGAAUUCGGUCGUCUUAUGAUAGUUACUUUUAAAAUAGUUAUAGCAGUGUACAUGGUUUACAAAACCAUAAGCAGUGGAGAUCGUGAAGAACGUUUGUUAUUGAUGGACUACUGGUGUACGAUUGGUUUCUUUGCACUCGUGGAGUAUAUUUCCGACAAGUUGUUUGAUUGGUUACCAUUUUACCAAGAAAUUAAACUUGGCGUUUCAUUGUGGCUUCAUUUCACAUUUGGGAUUCAUCUAUUAUUUAUCAAAAUAGUUAAACCAAUGUUCCAACUAUGUAGCUCGAUGUUGGCUCGUUUAAUGGCCAUUACAGAUAUUAUGUUCAUGAACUUUGGGAACAUUUUCUGGAGUUUUACAAAUCGUGUUUAAU
This is a messenger RNA of Metopolophium dirhodum (rose-grain aphid), 492 nucleotides long. RefSeq names its product receptor expression-enhancing protein 4-like. Bases 117 to 491 code for a protein of 124 amino acids. The transcript has 3 exons. The record is from RefSeq and is a predicted model, not a curated record. NCBI's taxonomy places the organism in Eukaryota, Metazoa, Arthropoda, Insecta, Hemiptera, Aphididae.